AUGUCAAACAUUAUUCUCCCACUUUCCGAUUUUGAGAAUUCUAUCGUCGGGUGGGAGAGUCAAGAUGACCCAAAGAUGCCCCUGAAUUUUUCAGCAACUCGAAAGUGGGUAAUAGUUUGGGCGCUGGCGGCUAUUACUUUCAUGUCACCCUUGUCGUCGUCUGUCCUUGCUCCUGCUGUUGAAUAUAUCAACAAAGACUUCCAUAACUCCAACCCCACAAAUGGUCCCUUCCCAGUCAGCAUCUAUCUGUUGGGCUAUGCCACGGGUCCCCUAUUCUUGGCCCCCCUUUCUGAGAUCUUUGGUCGUGCUGGCGUGCUUACUUCAGCUAAUACUUUUUUCUGCUUAUGGCAUAUUGGAUGUGCUUUAUCCCCAAACCUCCGACUGCUCAUAGCGUUCCGAUUCGCAGCUGGUAUCGGAGGUAGCGGCUGCAUGACACUAGGAGGUGCCAUCAUCGGUGACCUAUUUCCUAUCGAGAAACGCGGUAUGGCUCUCUCCAUCUGGGCAUUAGGUCCGCUCGUAGGACCAACAGUAGGUCCACUAACAGGGGCCUUUAUCGCUGGAUCUAUUGGGUGGCGUUGGUCCUUUUGGAUUGUAUUGAUCCCGUCUGGUAUCUUUACUCUCAUUUUAGCUUUUUUCCUUCCCGAGACCAAUUACCAGGUCCUCCUACAACGGAAGGUCAAACGUUUAAGCAAAGACCUCAAAAAGACCGACCUUAAGACGUGUUACGAUGCUGAAGAAAUGGGCAAGGUAUCUCAGCUGAGCAUCCUAAGGACUGGUAUGCUACGGCCGUUGAAAAUGCUUAUAUUUGCACCUAUGAUUUUUAUACAGUCACUAUAUGUGUCCUUCAUCUACGGAUCCGUCUAUUUGAUGUAUGUCUCUCUUCCUCCGAUUUUUGAGACGCGUUACGGGUGGGGUAUCGGUCUCUCUGGCUUGGUUUUCAUCUCUAUCGGCGUUGGCUAUAUCGUCGGGCUAUGGGCCUUUUCAAUGCUGUCAGACAAAACGGUAGUGCGUCUGACCAGAGCCAACGGAGGUGUAUUCAAGCCAGAGUUUCGUUUGACCAUUAUGAUUUGGUAUUCCUUCCUAUGCCCGCUCUCAUUCUUCUGGUAUGGAUGGUCAGCACAGGCAAAAACGCACUGGAUUGUGCCAGUCUUAGGUCUAUUUCCUCUUGGAUUGGGUGUGAUCAGCGUCUUCAUGCCCACCCAAGCUUACAUUAUUGACGCUUAUCCUUCGUACGCUGCGUCGGGGAUCGCUGCAUUCACUGUCUUGCGCAGUGUUGUUGCUGCUUUUCUUCCUCUAUGUGGACCUGUGCUUUUCAAUCACCUGGGGGUGGGCUGGGGGAGCUCCGUGCUCGGCUUCGUCGGCGUGGCCAUGAUCCCUAUCCCCAUCAUCAUCUACAAAUUUGGGGCACGACUGAGAGAGAAAUACCCUCUAAAGUUAUAA
Molecule: messenger RNA, 1440 nt
Organism: Daldinia caldariorum
Lineage: Eukaryota; Fungi; Ascomycota; Sordariomycetes; Xylariales; Hypoxylaceae
Product: MFS general substrate transporter
Exons: 1
Coding region: 1-1440 (479 amino acids)
Biological process (GO): transmembrane transport
Molecular function (GO): transmembrane transporter activity
Source: RefSeq, a predicted model, not a curated record